CGGAAGUCCCUGUAGGCCCUAGGCUCCUCUGGUGUAAGCAACGGAAGGCGAUUCAGUUUCAGUUUUCAGUGAGGCUGCGCAUCUCUUUACAUUCUGGGAUUUCACGGAAUUAAAUUCUUAAGGGAUGAGUGCGUGAACCCGGUACCGUUCUGAGCGUUCACUUCCGGAGGCCGGAAAUUCUUGCUAUGGCUGCGUCUUCCCGGGCACCGCUAGGGAAAGAGUCCAUGAUAGCGGAGAAUGGGCUUUGGAACCAGAAGAAAGGGAACCGCGGUGUGGAUGAGUCAGAACUCCUCACUGUUCCUGAUGGUUGGAAAGAACCCCCAUUUACGAAGGAUGACAAUCCCAGAGGACUGUUAGAAGAAAGCAGUUUUGCAACUUUGUUCCCCAAAUACAGAGAAGCAUAUCUGAAGGAAUGUUGGCCUUUGGUGCAAAAAGCUUUGCAUGAACAUCACAUAAAUGCAACACUGGACCUAAUUGAAGGCAGCAUGACUGUUAGCACAACUAAGAAAACUUUUGAUCCUUAUAUCAUCAUCAGGGCCAGGGACUUAAUAAAGCUUUUAGCAAGAAGUGUCCCAUUUGAACAGGCGAUACGAAUUCUUCAGGAUGACACUGCAUGUGACAUUAUCAAGAUUGGUUCUUUAGUAAGAAACAAAGAGAGAUUUGUAAAAAGAAGACAACGACUUAUUGGGCCUAAAGGAUCUACCCUAAAGGCAUUGGAAUUGUUAACAAACUGUUACAUCAUGGUUCAGGGGAAUACUGUUUCAGCUCUUGGACCAUUUAAUGGUUUAAAAGAAGUUCGGAAAGUUGUCCUGGACACUAUGAAAAAUAUUCAUCCAAUCUAUAACAUCAAAACGUUGAUGAUUAAACGAGAGCUGUCAAAGGACUCUGAGUUAAGAUCACAAAAUUGGGAAAGAUUUUUGCCACAAUUUAAACAUAAAAAUUUGAAUAAACGCAAAGAACCAAAGAAAAAAACUGUUAAGAAAGAGUAUACACCAUUCCCACCUCCACAGCCAGAAAGUCAGAUUGAUAAAGAAUUAGCCAGUGGUGAAUACUUUUUGAAAGAAAGUCAGAAGAAGCAACAAAGAAUGGAACAAAUAAAGGCUAAACAAGCUGAAGCAAUCAGUAAGAGACAAACAGAAAGAAACAAGGCUUUUAUCCCACCUAAAGAAAAACCAGUUAUGAAACCUCAGAAAGCUUCUGCUGAAACAAAAAUUGAUAUAGCUGUUCUCAAAGAAAAAGUGAAGGCGGCAAAGAAAAAGAAACUGGGAGCCCUUACUGCUGAGGAAAUAAAGCUGAAGAUGGAAGCUGAUGAAAAAAAACAGAAGAAAUGAGAAGCAAAAAAGGACUUUAAUUAAAACAUAUUUGUGUAUUUUUGGUUUUUGAAAAGGAUUUUCAGGCCUUGAUCUUGUUUCUUCAUCUGAAAAGUAAGGUUGUGCAAUGGGACACGCUUUUGAUAAUUUAAAUGGAUCUCAUAUCAUAGGACAAGACUUUCUCUAAAUAUUAGCUGUUAUUAUCAUACACAUAUUUGCUAACAAAAUAAAUUAUGAACUAAAAAAGAAGAGUAUGUUUUUAAUUUAUAAAGAUUAAGUUCUAUUCUAGGAAAGUUCAAAUGAAAAUGAAUUUCCAUUCAGUUUUGUAUCGAGUAGAGCAAAAAGCAUCUGAAAUGUGUUAGCCAGUUUUGCCUUUCAACUUGACUUGUAAAAAUUAAUUAAUUUGUUACUUGAUUUUUCCAAAAACAUAUUUUGUACUAUUGCUUAGCUUCAGUGAAAGCAACACUGUAUUAUUCUAUUUUUUUUUACCAAAAAAAUACUAUGAGUUUUGUUUUUUACAUUUUGUUGGCAUAGUUGUUAUUUCUUUACUCUUGUUCAGAUAUAACCAGCAGAAAUAAGGGAAACCCUUUUGGUUUUAAGUAUUUCCCUAGCUUUCUAGCUAAAGUUUGUAACUGAAAAAUUGGAAACUAAAAGAAAAAUUUGUUUUGAAAAGGUAAUGCUUUUCAGCACAGAAAACUGGAGAGCAAAGUUGAAUUAAGGUUGGGACUGUAGAAAUCAUCUACUCUAAUUCUCUCAUUUAAACUUUUUUGAAUUAAUAAGUAUUUUUCUCUUCCUACCACAGGAACCAGGUCAGGGGCAGGGGGAGAGAGUGGCAGUGGGGGUGUGGGCAGAGACUAACCCUUCCAACAGGUAUGCUUAGACAAGUAAAACAAUGACCUUGUCCAAAAUUCUGCAUCUUAAUUUGCACAUUUGUUUCAGGAGUAGCUCUCCUCCUCAUUGGCUGAUCUUGGUUGAUCAUUAUAUUUAUGAGUGUUCUUUUUUAAAAGUCUUUCAAAGGCAUUUGUCUUUACCAUAUUGUUAAUUACAUAUAAAUUGUGUUUCUGGUU
Sarcophilus harrisii (Tasmanian devil) is the source of this 2377-nucleotide messenger RNA. RefSeq names its product KRR1 small subunit processome component homolog (gene KRR1). Gene Ontology annotation, cellular component: small-subunit processome; nucleolus. The coding region runs from base 186 to 1331 and encodes 381 amino acids. The record is from RefSeq and is a predicted model, not a curated record. Lineage: Eukaryota; Metazoa; Chordata; Mammalia; Dasyuromorphia; Dasyuridae. Gene Ontology annotation, molecular function: RNA binding. The transcript is spliced from 10 exons.